This is a messenger RNA of Microplitis demolitor, 1873 nucleotides long. It is a transcript of the gene Secp43, whose product is annotated as tRNA selenocysteine 1-associated protein 1. The coding region runs from base 185 to 1072 and encodes 295 amino acids. Gene Ontology annotation, molecular function: RNA binding. The transcript is spliced from 5 exons. The record is from RefSeq and is a predicted model, not a curated record. NCBI's taxonomy places the organism in Eukaryota, Metazoa, Arthropoda, Insecta, Hymenoptera, Braconidae.
AGGAUUAUAACUUUUCGUGAUGUUUAUCACAAUUUGUAUACCAAAGUACCGGUAGUAUAUUUUAGUUUAUUAUUAUACUAUUCAAAUAGCUGUAUAUUUAACAAAUUUUUCAUCUAAGUAUACAAAGUGAAUAUUACAUAUAUAAUAAUAUAAUCUAUCAACAAAUCAAAGAAACAAUUACGAAAUGUCUGGACCUAUGGUUUUAUGUCAGUUAUGGAUGGGUGGCUUGGAACCAUACAUGACAGAAAGCUUUAUAAUGAAUGCGUUUCAUAAAAUGGGCGAACAACCACAAACAGUAAAAGUAAUGAGAAACAGAUACACCGGUGAGCCCGCAGGUUAUUGCUUCGUACAUUUUCCAACUGAUGAAAUGGCUCUUGAUGCAAUGCAUAAAUUAAAUGGUAAAGUUAUUCCAGGAUCUAGUCCGUCCGUUAGAUUUCGGCUUAAUCAUGCCAGUACUACAGGCAAGCCUGCAGCAGAUCGUGAAUUUAGUAUCUGGGUUGGUGAUUUAUCAACGGAUGUUGAUGAUUAUUCAUUAUACCGGGCAUUUGCAGCUAAAUAUAACUCUAUUCGUACUGCUAAAGUCAUUUUAGACAGUUCAGGAUUUAGCAAAGGUUAUGGCUUUGUUAGAUUUGCUAAUGAGGAUGAGCAAAAAAAUAGUUUAGUUGCUAUGAAUGGUUACAGAGGUUUAGGAACAAAAUCUUUGAAAAUAUGCAAUGCAGUUCCCAGGCCAUGGAACAAAUUAACAGGAUCAACUACACCGCAAUCAUCUUCGGAGUAUUCAUCUACAAACAUUAGCACAGAAGGAUAUAAUUAUUAUGAUACUUCGUCUUAUUGGAAUAGUUACAGUGCAUGGCAACAAGGUUAUUACGAGAGCGAACCAACUGCUGAUGUAUACGGUGCUUAUGUUUCUGAACAAAAACCUGAAGAAGAUGAAUUAGAACUUAUUGAGCACUCUCUUCCAGUUGACAGUGAUAAACUUAAUCGAGAAAUUAUUGAACAAGAUUACAAUAUGUGGGAUGCAUUAGAAAGUUCCAAAUGGAUUCCUUGUGACACUCUCGAACUAUGUUAUUAGAAAUUCAAUAAAUUAUAAAUUUUUUUAUAAAAACAGUGGAAAUUUUUAUUCAGAUAACUAAUCUUUUUAAACAAAUUUUUAUAGAUCAAUAGUUUCAGUACUUAAACUAUUAUUAGUUCAACUCGCGUUUACAUUUUUUUUAUAACAAAAAUGAUAAUCAAGUUUUUUUUUAUUAUUGUAAAAAAAAUCUGAAAAACAGUUGACCCUGUGGACCAACCCAAAACUUCCCACUGUUUUCCAGCUUGAAAACGUUAUUAUUGGUAAACUUUUGAGCUCUUCGAGUUUGAAAAAUAACUAAACUAAAAAUAUUUACAUUUCGCUGAAGAAAAUUAAUUUUUGAAACGAAUCGACGGAUCAGCAGUACUUUGCGACAAUCAGAAGAGCCUGUUGAGACUUAGAUUUAAUGAAUGUAAAAAAAAACAAACCGGUUUAGCGAUUCACGAGUUAUGCAACAAUAUCUUGAAGAAACAAUUUGUUUCUAAUUUUUAUUUUUCGUUUUACUUGGAAACUACUAGAUUUAUCGACUCCAAAAUGUUAUCAGUUCUAAGUCUUGGUGAGCCCUUUCGAUUGCCGCCAAAUAAGUUUAAAUCGGUUGAAUCGUUCCAGAGACAUCGGGUACAUUCGAAAAUAUUUUAGCUCUAGCCAAGCGUUGUCAUAUAGCGAGAGCUAGAGCAUUUUCGAAUGCACUCAUCGUCGAAUAAAAAAAAAAUCAACAAUUUUUUUUUUUUGAAAAUUUUCAAUUUUCAUCGCGGGAAGUUGAUAUUAAAUGUCGAUGAGAGAAUUUCAUUACUUAACACUGUU